GUCGCGCGGAGCAGGCAGAGCUGCGGGUCGGUCCCGGAGGGAGCUGUAGCUGGCCGUAGGGAGCGCGAGCGCGAGAGCGAGACCGAGAGCGAGUGCGAGCGCGGGAGCUCGAGCGGGCGGAGGCGCGGCCGGACCAGUAGCUAGUAGUCCGCGGAGCCCGAGGAUCUUGAGUAGCCCGAGCCCGGCCAUGGCGCUGUCGAUGCCGGUGAACGGGCUGAAGGAGGAGGACAAAGAGCCGGUCAUCGAGCUCUUCGUCAAGGCUGGCAGUGAUGGUGAGAGCAUAGGGAACUGUCCCUUCUCCCAGAGGCUCUUCAUGAUCCUUUGGCUGAAAGGUGUGGUGUUCAGUGUCACGACUGUUGAUCUGAAAAGGAAGCCUGCAGACCUGCAGAACUUGGCUCCAGGGACUCACCCACCCUUUAUAACUUUCAACAGUGAAGUCAAAACGGAUGUGAACAAGAUUGAGGAGUUCCUUGAGGAAAUCUUAUGCCCACCCAAAUACCUAAAGCUUGCACCAAAGCAUCCAGAGUCAAACACUGCUGGGAUGGACAUCUUUGCCAAAUUUUCUGCAUUUAUUAAGAAUUCAAGGCCAGAAGCUAAUGAAGCAUUGGAACGGAGUCUCCUGAAAACACUGCAGAAACUGGAUGACUACCUGAAUUCUCCCCUUCCUGAUGAGAUCGACGAGAACAGCAUGGAAGACAUUAAGUUUUCCACCCGUAAAUUCCUGGAUGGCAACGAGAUGACAUUAGCUGACUGCAACCUGCUGCCCAAGCUGCACAUUGUCAAGGUGGUGGCCAAAAAGUAUCGCAACUUCCUUAUCCCGAAGGACAUGACUGGCAUCUGGCGCUACUUGACCAACGCAUACAGCCGGGAUGAGUUCACCAACACCUGUCCUAGUGAUAAGGAGGUGGAGAUAGCAUAUAGUGAUGUAGCCAAAAGACUCACUAAGUAAAGCAGCUUUGGGAGAGGGAUGGCUUCCUGCCCUCCCCUGUUAACAGAACACGCUUCUUAACAGAAUACCGCUCCUCUUCCUAUCAUGUAGAGGUCAUAUUUUGCAUGAAUAUGCAGUUACUCAAAAUUAGGAUAAAGGGUAGACCAGGUACAGUAGCUAUCAAAAAUAUACACUCCUACGAAGUGUUGAAGUGGUCUUUUUUGGUGUGUGUUUUUAACCCCUUUUUUUUCCUGCCCCCUCCAAAUUCUGAUGAGUUUGGAGACACUCCAUCACAACAAUGUAUUCAUCUGUAGGUGUUCAUCAUCUUUCCAUGGCCCUCGCUCUUGUGCCUGUCCCCUGUGGUGACACAGAGUGAUAAAGAAUUGGAUUUACUUUUGUUAAAGUGGUGAUGGGAACUCCACAGCUCAGCCCCAAACCAUUGAACCCUUGAUGUGUGCUGCACAGAAUCUGUGUAGAUUUGGGCUUUUCUACUGUUACCCAGAUUGUGCAGAAAGGUAGCACCCAGCUGGGCCCAUCUCGGCUCCCUGUGUGUGUAUGGAAAUACUUGCUCCCAGAGAAAAAGAGCUGUUCCCAGAGUAGCUUUUUCCAGACUUUGUUUUGUAGAGACAUCGUUGUUCUUCUCCCCACCAAGAGCAUUGAUUAAUGUCUUUAUUCCAGUUGUAAGCCCUCUGCCACUAUGGUAUACACCGACUGUUUGCAGGGAGAGCUGGUGGUGCCAGGCCUUCCCAAAGCAAUGCUUCAUCAGGCUUCCUGUAGCAAAUUCUAACUUUGCAUUUUUAGUCCCAACAACAGAACCUGAUGCCAUUGGUUUGGAAACAGGACUGGAUUGUCCAGUUUGGUGUGAAUCAAAAGGGGCAAAGAACCUUUGCUCUUUAUAGGUCCUUGAUGAAAAUUUCUGUGAGUAGAUUCACUUGGAAACUAUAAUCUAGGUGACACAGAUAUAGAUACUCUGUGUGGUGAUAGAAGUGCAGUGAUCAGCAACGUGAGACUGAGCAGUAGAAGCUCAGAGGGACCCAAGGGAGUCUUGUAUUUAGUUUGGUUUGGGGAGCAUCCUGGCUGUAGGGGACCUUGCCUGAAACUCUGCAACAGACCUCCCAGCCCUGGGCCUAGGCUAGUGGAGUCCUUGAUGGGAGAGAGGCCUAGUCAUGGCUCUGGGGACAUUAUCAUAGCCACUGUUGGUGUGCAUAGAAGCCUGAUGUGAUCAUGAUCAUGGCUCUUCUGUGAAUUGUCUCGGACAGCCACCCAGAGAGAGCACGCCACCAGAGCGAAUCGCCUUUCUUCCAAGUCUUCCUGAGGGAUGGAGAGCAAGUGGGUUGGGGGCCAGGGAACAUUUGCAGUGUUUAUUAGCCCAAUUAAAGCUGGUCUGAGUUCUGCUCCA
This is a messenger RNA of Dromiciops gliroides (monito del monte), 2327 nucleotides long. It is a transcript of the gene CLIC4, whose product is annotated as chloride intracellular channel 4. Bases 188 to 949 code for a protein of 253 amino acids. The record is from RefSeq and is a predicted model, not a curated record. Lineage: Eukaryota; Metazoa; Chordata; Mammalia; Microbiotheria; Microbiotheriidae. The transcript has 6 exons.